Messenger RNA from Pterocles gutturalis (yellow-throated sandgrouse), 3760 nucleotides. RefSeq names its product SIK family kinase 3 (gene SIK3). The transcript is spliced from 23 exons. Lineage: Eukaryota; Metazoa; Chordata; Aves; Pterocliformes; Pteroclidae. The record is from RefSeq and is a predicted model, not a curated record. Gene Ontology annotation, molecular function: protein serine/threonine kinase activity; tau-protein kinase activity; ATP binding. Gene Ontology annotation, cellular component: cytoplasm. The coding region runs from base 1 to 3471 and encodes 1156 amino acids. Gene Ontology annotation, biological process: microtubule cytoskeleton organization; protein phosphorylation; intracellular signal transduction.
AUGAAGAUGCUUUGCCACCCACAUAUCAUCAGGUUAUACCAGGUUAUGGAGACGGAGCGGAUGAUUUAUCUAGUGACAGAGUAUGCUAGUGGAGGGGAAAUAUUUGAUCACUUGGUGGCCCACGGACGUAUGGCGGAGAAGGAAGCCCGGAGAAAGUUCAAGCAAAUAGUGGCCGCUGUCAACUUCUGUCACUGUCGUAAUAUAGUCCACAGAGAUCUGAAGGCAGAAAACCUCCUUCUGGAUGCUAACCUUAACAUCAAAAUAGCAGAUUUUGGGUUCAGUAACAUCUUCACACCUGGUCAGCUGCUUAAAACCUGGUGUGGCAGUCCUCCCUACGCUGCUCCAGAGCUCUUUGAAGGAAAGGAAUACGAUGGGCCAAAGGUCGACAUUUGGAGUCUUGGCGUGGUGCUGUAUGUGCUGGUCUGUGGUGCUCUGCCCUUCGACGGGAGCACGCUGCAGAACCUGCGGGCAAGGGUGCUCAGCGGAAAAUUUCGCAUUCCAUUUUUUAUGUCCACAGAAUGUGAACAUCUGAUCCGCCACAUGCUGGUCCUGGACCCCAGCAAGCGGCUCUCCAUGGAGCAGAUCUGCAAACACAAGUGGAUGAAGCUGGGGGAGGCAGAUGCGGAGUUUGAGAGGCUGAUAGCAGAGUGUCAGCACCUGAAGACGGAGAGGCAGAUGGAGCCGCUGAACGAAGACGUGCUGCUGGCCAUGGCGGACAUGGGGCUGGACAAGGAGCGCACAAUUCAGUCAUUAAGAGCCGAUGCUUAUGAUCACUACAGUGCAAUCUACAGCCUGCUCUGCGACCGCCUGAAGAGACACAAGAAUCUGCGCAUUGCAUCAUCUCCAAGUAUACCACGGACCAUGACCUUCCCCACCUCUGCAAACAUCCAGCAGGCAGAACAGACAGGCAACACCAUGAGCAUCAACGUGCCACAAGUCCAGCUCAUCAACCCUGAGAACCAAAUUGUGGAGACUGACGGAACAAUGAACCUGGACAGUGACGAAGGGGAAGAGCCAUCACCUGAAGCUCUGGUCCGUUACCUCUCCAUGAGAAGGCACACGGUUGGAGUAGCUGACCCGCGGACGGAAGUCAUGGAAGAUCUGCAGAAGCUCCUGCCUGGCUUCCCCCGUGUCACUCCUCAGGCUCCGUUCCUGCAGGUGACCCCAAAUGUGAACUUCAUGCACAAUGUGCUGCCUCGGCAGAACCUGCAGCCCACGGGUCAGCUGGAGUACAAGGAGCAGUCCCUGCUGCAGCCCCCCACCCUGCAGCUGCUCAACGGCAUGGGCCCUCUGGGGCGGCGGGCGUCCGACGGCGGGGCUAACAUCCAGCUGCAUGCACAGCAACUGCUGAAACGGCCUCGCGGUCCAUCCCCGCUCGUCACCAUGACGCCAGCUGUCCCAGCUGUCACCCCUGUGGACGAGGAGAGCUCCGACGGGGAGCCGGAUCAGGAAGCUGUGCAGAGAUACUUGGCAAAUAGGUCAAAAAGGCACACUCUGGCAAUGACCAACCCUACAGCUGAAAUCCCUCCAGACUUGCAGAGGCAGCUAGGACAGCAGUCCUUCCGACCCCGGGCUUGGGCUCCACACCUGGUACCCGAUCAGCACCGUUCUAUUUACAAGGACUCAAAUACUCUGCACCUCCCCACCGAACGUUUCUCCCCGGUUCGGCGCUUCUCUGAUGGUGCUGCCAGCAUCCAGGCUUUCAAAGCCCACCUGGAGAAGAUGGGCAAUAACAGCAGCAUCAAACAGCUUCAGCAGGAGUGCGAGCAGCUUCAGAAGAUGUAUGGUGGGCACAUGGACGAGAGGACGCUGGAGAAGACGCAGCAGCAGCACAUGUUGUACCAGCAGGAGCAGCACCAUCAGAUUCUUCAUCAGCAGAUUCAGGACUGUAUCCGGCCACCCCAACCAUCUCCACCCUUGCAAGCUCCAUGUGAAAACCAGCCAGCUCUGCUCACUCACCAGCUUCAGAGGUUACGGAUUCAGCCAUCCAGCCCGCCCCCGAACCACCCUAACAACCAUCUCUUCAGGCAGCCAAACAGCAGCCCCCCUCCUGUGAGCAGCAGCGUGCUCCAGCCCCACGGUAAGCGCCGGCGGUUUACGGAGCCAUCUGCGCUCCUCCAGGCAGGCCACUUGGCAGAACCCCUGAAUGUGAGCAGGUAUCCCCCCGCCAACUACGACCAGGUGCACUUACACCCCCACCUGUUCCCGGAGCAGCCUCGCGUUUCCCCCAGCAGCUACAGCCCGUCAGGAGGAGUUGGGUAUCCUCCAGCUCAGCAAGCUCUGAAAGUCCCGCAGCUUGACCAGUAUCCCAGUUUCCCUCAAAAUGCACAUCAGCAACAGCAGCACUACACUGCAUCGGCACUACAGCAAGCACUGUUGUCCCCGACACCUCCCGACUACAGCCGACACCAGCAGGUACCGCACAUCCUCCAGGGACUGCUUUCUCCCCGGCACUCGCUCACGGGACACACGGACAUGCGGCUGCCCCAGGCAGAAUUUGCACAGCUCAUCAAACGGCGGCAGCAACAGCAGCAGCAGCAAGAUUUUCAAGAGUUGUUCAGGCAUAUGAGUCAAGGAGAUGCUGGGAAUAUGGGCGCCAGCGUGGGACAGAACCUCUCGGAGCGCCAGUCCUUGUCCUUGCCUUACCAGAGCGCUGACACGUACCACCCCCAGAACAGCCCCCAGCAUCUCUUAAAAAUCAGGGCGCAGGAAUGUAUCCAGCCGGUACCCACGGCAGUGCCGCCGCACGGAUACGUACACCAGCCGGCCCUGUUCCAUUCAGAGAGCAUGGAGGAGGACUGCGCGUGCGAGGGCACCAGGGACAGCUUUCCUGACAGUAAGAGUUCAAACACAUUGACCAAAGGUUGCCACGAGACCCCUCUGCUUGUAAACGCAGGAGGGCACGGGGACCCAGAAUCUUUGCUAGGAACUGCUAACCACGCGCAGGAGCUGGGGACGCAUCAGUACAGACAUCAGCCCGCUGCUGGAUUCAGUAGGAAUAAGGUGCCCAGCAGAGAAUCCAUCGUAGGGAACUGUAUGGACAGGAGUUCCCCUGGCCAAGCGAUGCAGGUACCUGACCACAAUGGGCUGGGCUACCCUGUGCGACCCGCCUCCAGCGAGCACCCACGGCCCCGGACCCUGCAGAGACACCACACCAUCCAGAACAGCGAUGAUGCCUACGUGCAGUUAGAUAACUUGCCUGGAAUGAGUUUAAUGGCAGGAAAAGCACUCAGCUCUGCUCGGAUGUCUGAUGCCGUCCUCAGCCAGUCGUCGCUGAUGGCCAGUCAGCAGCUGCGCGACAGGGAGAGCGAGGAAUGUGGGGAGAGUUUGGAAGGUCAAGAGCAUCCCAACCUGGGUGAUGGCAACCAGCAUCUAAACACCUCCUGUUACCCGUCGACGUGUAUCACAGACGUCCUGCUGAGCUACAAGCACCCAGAGGUGCCCUUUGGGAUGGAGCAGGCAGGGGUGUAACCCGGAGGGAGUUUUAUGUACAGCUUUGAAACGAAAAGGUCCAUUUUAAACCAACAGUAUCUAGCAGCAUUGCGCCAAAUUGCCGUAGUAUUUCUGACUAACUGGAAUACCAUGGCCCCUUUCCUCGUCAUCACUUCAUCCAGUGUGUUGUUCCUUUGGUUUCUUUAAUUUUUGCCAUAUUUGCCUGUAACUCCAGCUAUCACAGAAAUAACCAGAGAACCUGAGUCCUACACGUCGGCAGAGGAUUCACGGAGCCUGAGCACUGAGUCUGGUUUGGAGGGCUUUGACC